Molecule: messenger RNA, 10598 nt
Organism: Closterium sp. NIES-67
Lineage: Eukaryota; Viridiplantae; Streptophyta; Zygnematophyceae; Desmidiales; Closteriaceae
Source: the annotation of a GenBank genome assembly
AUGCUCCAUUGCAGCUUGCAGGCUGUCUGCUCUUACUAACAGCGCCUCCUAGUCGUAUAUUUUCCAAAUACCUUCAGUCCACACACAUCGCAUGCUAAUUUCCCGCGUUCACCCUUCCUUAGGGUUUCUUGGCGAGGGUUUUGGCUUAAAACCAUUUUCUGCACGGCCGUCGAUUUUGGGGCUACCGUUUCCCGAUUUCCACUGACGAUCAAGGAACACUCGCGACUUAUGGAACUCGUUGCGCGAAGAUCCGAUGGAUCUUCAGUCUGAGAAUCCAAAUCUGGUCCGGACGAACGGAAAACGCGUGCACGGAGAGCGCGUUUGGUUCUCGUAGGCAGCAGUAAUCUGUAAUCUCGCUAUUCUUAACUCACCCGUAGGGCGACGCGCGAUGGGGCGGGAGGGGCGCCCCGUGCGCGAGAUUCGUCUCCCCGCGAAGCUUCGCGACGAGUGCAUCGAGCUGCCGUCGAAGCACUACUGCGCGUGCCGGCAGCCGUACAAGAAGGGGCGCUUCAUGAUCGCGUGCGACGCCAAGAACAAGAGCGCGCACUGCUUCGAGUGGUGCCAUGGCGCCUGCAUCGGCAUUUCCGAAAAAGAGGCGGCGGGAAUGGGCGAGUACUUCUGCGAGCCCUGUCGCGCAGCCGCGCAGGCGAUCGUCGCGGGGGGCGACGACAGCGCCGCCGCCGCUGCGUCCGCGGCUGCGGCAGCGGCGGCGGCGGCGGCGUUAGCGGCGGGCGUGGUGGCGGGCGCGGGAGUGGCGGUGUCGCCCGGCAAGAAACGGGCGAGGCGCAAGCCGAAUCAGAAGGCCUCUCUCUCAGACGGCGGCCAAUCAGACGCCGCUUCUGACGCCGACAAUCCCGAGGUCCCAGGCAGCCACUCUGCAGCGGGGCAGGCAGCCAGUCGCAGGCUGACACGUGGCGAGGCACAGAAGCUGCAGCGGCUGCAAGAGGGGGGGGCUGCAACGGGGGAGGAAGAAGAGGGGGAGGAGGAGGAGGAGGAGGAGGACGAGGAGGAAGAGGAUAGGGCCACGAAUGCUGCUGCUGCUGCGGCUGCUCCUGGUAGUGGUGAUGCUGCGUCUGCGUCUGCUGCUGCUGCUGCUGCUGCUGCUGCGGCUAUUGGUGCUGCUGAUGGCACGGGCUUGGCAGAACCAGGAGGGGACGUACCUGCUGUUGCUGAUGCGGCAGCUCUGGCUGCAGGUUCAGCGAACCUAGACGCGAAUGGCGAUGCACAUAACGUCCUGGCAGGGGGCCAACUUCUGCAGUACCAGCUGCAGCAGCAUCAUCAGCAACAGCAGCUACAGGAGGCACAGCAGCAGCAGCAGCAGCAGCAGCAGCAGCAGCAGCAGCAGCAGGAGCAGCAGCAGCAGCAGCAGCAGCAGCAGCAGCAGCAGCAGCAGCAGCAGCAGCAGCAGGAGCAGCAGCAAGUAGAGCCAGGGCAGCCAUUCUCUGUGUACGACGCUGUUGCGGCUGCUGCUGCCUCCGCUGCCCUUCCUGAUGAUACAGCGCUCUCCCCCACUCGCACGCCGCUUCCACACCACGUGCACCCAUUCAGUGACCCUGCAGCCGCAUCAGCUGCAGCAGCAGCAGCCGUAGCAGCAGCAGCAGCAGCUGCUGCUGCUGCUGCUGCGGGGGACAAAGGCUCUCUCAAGCGCUCUGCUACUGACAUGAUGGGUAUAUCCCCGGGGAUGGAUGCCGUUUCUGCUGCUGCUGUUAUGGGCGGAGCAGGGAUAGAGGGGGUAGACCCUGGGCUGCUUGCCCCAGCAGCGAAGCAAGCACGGCUUGAACCCCAGGGCUCGUCUCCCUCCACAGCUUCUGCUGGCAUCCCACCCGCCUCUCUUGCUGUCCCUGCCGUUCAGCCUGCUACAGGUGUUGCGUCCGCUGCUGUCUCUCCCACCCUGGCGCCGUGCGGUGCAGCGGCAGCGGACAGGAACGGAGAAAAGACCCUCGCGCCCUCCGCUCUCGCUGCUGCUGUGGUUGCUGCUCCUGGCGCGGCUGCAGCAGCAGCAGCAGGUGGAAGCACAGCCACAGCAGGAGCAGCGGUGGCAGGGUCUGUGCCUCACCUGGUGGCAGUAACUCUGCCAGUACCGACUUCUGCUCCUUCACCUACUGCUACCAGCAUAGCCAGCACAAUCACUGCCACCACCAUUGGUGUAGCCGCGGCCUCUGUGGUGCCUGCUGGUGCGAACCCCAUCCCCCUCCUCCGCGUGCCCCUUUUCUAUGGCAGGCCACAGCUGUCCCCUUUCGCCAUCCCGCCUCUCCCUUCGUUUGCGGGCUCUGUUGCCCCUGGUCUAGCGCCGCCCGCUCCUGGUGCUGCUCCAGGCUUUUCGCCAGGUGUUUUGCCAGGUGUUCCAGGUGCCGUCCCAGGUGCUGUGCCAGGUGGCGUGAUGGCUGCAGUGCCGCCUGCCGCUGCUCCUGGGGCAGGAAGAAGCGGCGCAGCAGCAGCAGCGGCAGGGGCAGCAGCAGCAGCAGGGGGGGCGAGUCGAUCAGGGCAGGGCGUGGCGGGGAAGGGAGCAACAGCGAAGACUUCGAUGCGCACCCGGCAAGGCACAGCAGCUGCAGCGGCAGCAGCAGCAGCCGGUGGUGGUGUUGGGGGUUCUGGUGCUGGUCUAGGGAGGCUGAACCUGCAGCAGCAGCAAUAUCUCCUGCAGCAGCAGCAGCAGCAGCAGCAGGUUGGGCAGGACGACGGGCAGGGCCCCCCUCAGCCCCACACCAAGGCGUACUACCAGCACCACUCGCGCAUGCGUGUUGGCAGUGGCAACUCCGGGCCAGCACCGACAGGAGCAGCACACGCCUUCCCCCUUGGCGCCCUCUCUCGCUCCGCCUCUGGCGGCUCAGCAGCAGCAGCAGCCGCCGCCGCAGCAGCAGGGGGAGCAGCGUUGCCUGCGUCUCCGCGCUCCGCCCCUGUGAAAGGGCCGGGGCAGCGGAGGAACUCUGCAGGGCAGGCAGGGGCGCGGGCGAGAGGGCAGGAGAAGGCCGGGGCAGGGGCAGCAGGGGGGGCGGGAGGAGGAGGGGGACGGGCGGGAGGAGGGAUGGUGGGUAGCAGUCCGAGAGGAGGAGGAGGAGGAGGAGGGGGUGGGGGUGGGGGUGGGGGUUCCAUGGUAAUUGCGAGAGGUGGUAGUGGGGGUGGCGGGGGGAUUGGUGGUGCCAUGACUGGUUCCCCGUCGGAUAUUGCGACACGGCAGCGGUUUAGGGACUCUGUUGCUGCUGCUCUCUGCAUCGGCUUGCUGGAAAUGGCUGCUGCUUCUGCUGCUGCGGCUGCGGCUGCUGAUGCUAGUGCUGCUGCUGCGGCUGCUGCGGCUGCUUCGAAGAGAGAAAUCGGAGCGAAAGAGGAGCCAGGAAGCGUCAGGCAGUUAGAGGGGGCUAGGAGGAAGGAGGGAGAAGAGGUGAAGUUGCUUCCUGCACCGGCUGCUGUUUUGACCAUAGAUGGCAAGGUGGAUGGAGAUGGGGCAGCAGGUGCGAGUGUGAAGACGGAAGCAGGCGACGAAAAGGCUGCUGAGUCUGCGCCUGGUGAAGAGGUGAAGAUGAGGGAUGGAGAGGAGAAGGUGAAGGAGGAAGAGAAAGGGGAGAUAAAUGUUGGUGUAGGAGAAACUAGUGCUAGCAUCGCUGCUGCUAUCCCUGGAGACGCCAUGCCUGUGCACGCUUUUGAGCCCCCCACUAGUGCUACUGUGGUUGCUCCCGCGCCGGUUUCCGAAGCAAUUCUUCCUAAUGCAGCUGCCGACGCCGUUGCUGCAGCUGCUGCUCCGGAUGCUGCUGUUCCUGCUGCUGCUGCUGCUGCUGCUGCUGCUGCUGCUUCUGAGUCUGCUGCUGCUCCCAUCCACGGUUCCAAGAUUCUUGGUGGGGUUGCUGCAGCUGACAGUCCAGUGCAGCCAGCAGCGGAUGCAGCAGGGGAGGCAGCGGUUGAGGCUGCUGAGGAUGGUUCUAGGGAUGCUGCUAUCAAUCAAGCAGUCCCGGGUGCGGCUGCUGCUGCUGCUGAGGCUGUUUCUGCUGCUCCUGCUCCUGCAGGAGUGGAUGCAGGGGAGCCUGGGCUGAAGCCGGAGCCUGUGAUUGAAGCGAUGGUUACAGAAGCGGUUGUGAAGGAGGAGGGUGUGACAGAAACGGUUGUGGUGGACGCGGGUGGGGCAGAAGCAGCUGCUGCAGAAGAGGUGAUGGGGGAUGCUGUGAUGGCAGAAGGAGUAGACGCUGCUGCUGCAGCUAUUGUGGCAAGUGCAGAAGGAGCAGCACCAGCAGAAGUAGUACCAGCAGAAGCAGCACCAGCAGAAGCAGCAGCAGCAGAAGCAGCAGCAGCAGAAGCAGCAGCAGCAGAAGCAGCAGCAGCAGCCGUUGCAGCAGAUGGGAGCAAUGAGGAGCGCAGUGGUCGUGCAGCAGUUACGGAGGAGGAGGAGAUGGGAGGAAACCAAGCGGGGGCAGUCAAGGCUGAAGAGAUGGACGACGAUGUGGUGGAGGUGACUGAUGGGGAGGUGAAGGGAGAGACGGAGGGAGGGACGGCUGGUGCUGCUGCGCCUCUGGUAGUAGGUGGUGCAGCUUCGCCAGCACCGCCAGAACCGCUGCCAGCCGCAGCAGCAGCAGCAGCGGCAGCAGCACCAGAAGCACCUGCAGCAGCAGUCCCACAACCAGCAGCACCGGCACCAGUACCGUCAGCACCAGCACCAGCACCAGCACCAGCACCGGCACCGGCACCAGCACCAGCACCAGCGGCACCAGCACCAGCACCAGCGGCACCAGCACCAGCAGCAGCACCACCAAUAGUAGCACCAGCACCAGCACCUCCAGCAGCAGCAGCAGGAGUGGCAGUUACAUCAACACCAGCCCUGGCAGUCGUGGCAUCACCACCAGUGGCAACACCUUUAGGAGCCCUAACACCAGCAGCAGCAGCAGCAGCAGCAGCAGCAGCAGCAGCAGCAGCACCACCACCAUCACCAUCACCAGCACUGUCAACAGCCAUCGUCCCAUCCUCACCAUCCACCCCACCUGUCCCCUCCACCACCACCACCCCCCCACCCGCGCCCGCCCUCUCCCCAGCCUCCCUCCCUCCAGCACAGCGGGCCAAAGCCGACGGCCUUGCAGCCACGAUCGAAGACGAGCUCUUCCGGCUGUUCCGCGGUGUGACCAAGAAGUACCGCGACCGCGCUCGCUCCCUCCUCUUCAACCUCAAGGACCCCAGCAACCCAGAGCUCCGCGCUCGGGUGCUCUCAGGGGACCUCCCCCCCAGGGAGCUCUGCCAGAUGAGUGCGGAGCAGCUGGCGUCUAGGGAGCUGUCCCAGUGGCGCGAGGCCAAGUACCAGGAGCAUGCGGAGCAGACGGUUCUGACUGAGGAGGACUCGGACGCGUUGAUGAGAGUAGUGAAGAAGACGCACAAGGGCGAGGUGGAAGUGGAGUUGCCCUCGCUUGCUGAGGAGGUUUCGGCUGCCGCGGGUGCGGUGGAGGAGGUAUGGUCGCAGGCAGAGGAGGAGGAGAAGGCUCUGGCUGUGGGGCAGGACAUAUGGGAGGGGGCGCUGCAAGUCACGUCGUCCCGCAUGUGCCCCAUCCGCGCGUUCCGAGUCAGCGGCGACAUCGCAGUGGACGUGGGUCGGUUUGAGGCGGUGGUGGAGGUGAAGGGGCGCGUCAAGAUGUCUGACUUUGCCACGUUCCUCUCCGCCCUGCGCACCGCCCGCUCCCGCACCGUCAUGGUCCUAGUGCUACUGUGCCCGGAUGUUACUGAUGACGCACUUCAUGAGGCAGCGGAGCAGUACCUGGAGAGCAACAGGGUGGGCUUUGCAGAGCCAUGCAAGGGCACAGAGCUCUACCUGCUGCCCGUGGGGAGUGAAGGGGAGAACCUGCUCCGGACCAAUGGCUUCCUGCCUAAGCACGCUCUCCCUGCCCCAACCGCUGCUGCUCCUGCUGCUCUUCCUGGAGCUGCGGAUGUGGCUGCUGAUGCUGCCCCCGCUGCUGCUGCUGUUGCAGUAGUUGGUUCUGUUGCAGGUUCUGGUACUGAUGUAACUGGCUUGGCUGGUGCUGGUACUGGUAAUGCUGCUGCUGCUGCUGCUGCUGGUCCUGCCAGUGAGGGGGGCGCAGCUGUUGAGAACGAGCAGAAGGUGAAAGAGGAGGUUAAGGCGAAGGAGGAGGUCGAGGUGAAGGAGGAGGUUAAGGUGAAGGAGGAGGAGAAUGGCAGAGAGGUAAUGGCUGUGGAAGCUAGUAGUGGUGGAAUGGGCGAACCAGCUGCUGGGCAAGCUGUGAAGGAGGAAGCAGGAGAAGCAGGAACGGUGACGAAGGGAGAACCUGCAGCAGAGACAGCAGGAGGAGAGAUGCCAGAAGGAAGUGUUCUGGUGGGAGGAGAUGCAGUGGGAGUAGGAUCCGGUGCGGAGGGAGGAGAGGCGGAAGCAGCUGGCGGUGCUCUUGCUGCUGCCAUAAUCAAUGCUGCAGGAGGAGUGAUUUCAGCAGAAGAGAAAGCAGCAACUGGUGUGCAAGCAGCAGGGGAAGAGGCUGGGGCACCAGGAAUGAGUGAAGGGGGAGGGGAUGCGGCAACAGCAACUGCAGCAGGGGAGGGCCUUCUUACCACCAUUACCACCACCCCUGGUGACACCACAUUACCAGAAACCGCACCAGCAGCAACAGCAGCAGCAGCCGUAUCAGAACCAGCAGCAGCAGUGACUGCUACUGCAUCUGAUGCCCCUGCCACUGGUGCCGACACACCCAUGUCUACCUCUGCCGUCACUCCACCACCUGCUGCUGAUGCUCCACCCGGCCCAACGCCCACCCCGCCCCCUGCCACAGAGCCUCCUGCACUCCCGGACACGGCGGGAGAGGCCAGUGGGGGUCGCGUAGUCUCGCAGCAGGAGAACGAACCAGCAGGUACUGCUAUCGUGACCACUGGAGCAUCUGGAGCAGCUGCAGAAUCAGCAGCAGCAGCAGCUGCAGGGCCAGAGGCGACUGCACUUACCCCUUCAGAAGCAGUGUCUGCAGCAGCUCCUUGUGCUGGUUCUGCUCUCGCUCCCUCACCUGGCUCUGCCUCUCUCAGGUUCUCCUCUUCUGCAGUCGCGUCCCUGACUGCGGGGGAGCGGGUGCUCGCUCUUCCUGCAGCCGCAGUGGGGCAGAGACUGCUUGGUCUGCUGGUGCAGCGGAAAAGCACAGCUCAGGUUAUAGCUGCUGCUGCUGCCGCCGCCGCUGCCGCUGCUGCUGCUGCCUCUGCAUCUGCAGCCACGAGCCAAGCUGUUCCUGCUGGUUCUGAUGCUGCUGCUGCUGCCACCAUCCCUGCAGGGUAUAGUAGCAAGGUCAGUAAGCGGGAGUCCGGCUUUAAGGUGGAUGAUUCAGCAGCGGCAGCGGCGGCUGCUGCAGCUGCGGCUGCCACUCGCGGCCUUUCAACUCACUCCUCCAAGGCUGCUGCUUCGGAUUCCCCAGCCAAGUUCCCCUCACCUGAUGCCGUGCCUUCACACGGGCACCCUCCAGCACAUCGGCAGGAGGAUAAGCCGGAAAGGUUUCGGCAUGCCCCUGCACAUGGGCGCGAGUACGGGCGAGAGAGAGACCGGGAGAGGGAGAGGGAGCGGGAGCGGGAACGGGAGCGUGAGUACAGCAGGGAGCAUGGAUACGGGUCGUUCCACUCAGCCCAAGGGCCCCCGCCCUCAGCUCUGCGUCGCUCUGGCAGCAGCGGUGCCGGCAGUGGGAGCGGUGCCGGGGGCUACGGAGGGGUUCCGCACACUCCUCCUCCCCCUCGCUCCCGCCCUCCCAUGUCACCUGCUGCCACGCCUAAAUCCGGUCCCAUGGCUGCUGGGUCCCCGCGCCUGCCGUUGUCCCCGACCCCUGCGUCUGGAGGUUGGGGGGGUCGAGAGAGGAGAGAGGAGAGGAGGCGGAGGGGGCGUGGAUGGGAUGAUGGUGAUGCCAGGCAACCGGGUGCUGGUGGGGGUAUGGGAAGAGGUGGUAGUGCUGCUGGUGGGAGAUUGGGAGGAGGAGGAGGAGGAGGAGGAGGAGGAGGAGGAGGAGGAGGAGGAGGAGGUAUGGAUGAUGAUGAUGAUUUGCCAGAGUUUGAGUUUGAGCAGCCAACACAGCCACAGCAGCAGCAGCAGCAGCAUGAGCCGUCUCUCCCUCCUGGCUUCUAUGCUGGUGGCCCGGCUGCUGCUCCGUCCCCAACUCCUGCUGCCAUGGCUGCUGCUCCACCCGCUGCUGCUGUGGCUGCUGCUCCCUCCCCUUCUGCAGCAACUCCUGCUUCUCUUCCUCACCAUGCUCCUGCCAUCGCCCCUCCCACAGUUGCUCCUGAUGCUGCAGCAGCUGCUGCAGCAGUGGUGGCAGGCGGUCUGCCAAGCAACUUGGCGUCUGCUCUUGCUGCAGUAGCUCCCGCUCUCGCGUCCCUUGCAGCUCUGACCUCUUUGCAAGGCGGUGCUCAGCAGCAGCAGCAGCAGCAGCAUCCCGCAGUGCAAUCACAUGCAAUGACUUCUCAAGACCGUACAAGCUCAGCUGUUCAGCCAUUCAUCCCUCAGCCGGCUAUGUCUACUCCUGCUGCCCCACCUGCCACUGCUGCCUCUCUUCCUGGUGCAGGCGGCACUGCUGGGUUUGGUCCUGCCCCUAUUCACCCACUGCAGCAGCAGCAGCAGCAGCAGCAGCAGCAUCAGCUUGCAUCCAUGCCUGGCCCCACACCUAUGGCCUCUGUUCCACCUGCUCCUGCCCGCCCUGUUUGGAAGAUCACAACCACCACUGCCCCCAGUCCUGUUUCUUCCGCCCCCCCUGCUGUUCAAGCUGGGGCUUCUAUCCCUGCGCAACCAGGCAUGGUCUCGGGGCCUAGAAUGGGGGUUGGAACAGGCAUGGUUGCAGGAGGGGGUGGUCCUGUAGGUGGGGGGGGCGAUGCUUGGGGUUCUCUGCCGAAAUCACAGCUACCGCAGCAGGCACAGCAGCAGGAGCAGGAGCUGCAGCAGGUGCAGCAGCAAGGGCAGCGGCAGGUGCCGCUGCAAGAGGCGUAUGGAAGUGGGGACGGGUCAAGAGGCCCUCAAGGGUUCAGGGGAGAAGGGGGAUGGACACAGGGGCCCGGUGGAGCAGGAAGGGGGGCUGGAUGGGAGGGUCAGGGACGAUGGCAAGGGCCCGGACAAGGGUGGAAUCAGGGACAAGGGGAGGGAGGCUGGAUGCAGGGACAGGGGCAGGGCCAGCAGGCGUGGCAGCAGGGGCAGGGGCAGGGGCAGGGGCAAGGGUGGCAACAAGGACAGGGCCGGGAACAAGGGCAGGGACAGGGGCAGGGGCAAGGAUGGCAGCAGGGGCCGGGCCAAGAAGGGUGGCAGCAGGGACAAGGGGAUGGGCAGUGGCAGCAGGGGCAAGGAUGGCAGCAGGGGCAGGGAGAGGGUCAAUGGCAGCAAGGCCAGGGAGAGGGGCAGUGGCAGCAGGGGCGAGGGGAUAAGCAAUGGCAGCAGGGUGGGGGAGACGUACAGGGUCAAGGGGAGUGGCAGCAGGGACAGGGGCAGGACCAGGAGAAGGGCAGUGGCAGCAGGGGCGUGGGCGUGGCGGGGGGUGGAGGCAUGGAAGGGGAGGAGGAGGUGGGCGCUGGGGACAGGGAGAAGGAGGAUGGAGACAUGGCCCUGGGCGGGGGCAGGGGGGAUGGCAGCAGGGACAAGGGCAAGGACAGCAAUGGCAGGGACAGGGACAGGGGCAGGGGCAAGGGGAAUGGCAGCAGGGGCAGAGACAGGGAGGGUGGGAGCAGGGACAGGGGAAUAAUCAGGGGCAAGGACAGGGAGGGGGAGAGGAAGGGCAAGGUCAGGUUCAGGGAGUGGCAUCACAAGGGCAGGGGCAGGGACAGGGAGCAUGGGAGCAGGGUCAGCAGGCGACUUGGGGACAAGGCCAGGGCGUUACUGGGUGGAAGCAGGGGCAGCAGGGGGAGGAGAACUGGAAUCAGGCCCAGGGAGGUCAGCAGGCACAAGGUCAGCUACAAGGGCAGGCACAAGGCCAGGUACCAGCACAGGGGCAAGGGCAGAGCCAGCAGGGAGGGUGGGGACAAGGGCAGGGGCAGGGACAGAGAGGUUGGUUCCAGGGUCAAGGUCCAGGUGAAGGGGGCUGGGAGCAGGGAGACGGAGGGCAGGCGUAUGGUGGGGCUGCUGGUGUUGAUGGGUCCUAUUAUGGUGGAGUUGGUGGUGGUGGGCGUGGCCAGGGGGGCUUUGGCCCUUCUUUCACUGAGCACGGUCAGUAUGAAGGGCCCCGGGGAGGAGGGGGGCCUGGGUGGGGCAGGGGUCGCCAUGGCAGAGGAGGAAGAGGAGGUGGUGGUGACGGUGGAAGGCAAUAUGGUUCUUCGUAAUCUGAGGUGUGCAGGAGGUCCACCAUUGAAGCGUGAAGCAAGGCGCGUUGGAAGCACAUGGCAAUGGCAACAUGAAAAUUCCACAGGAAGCAUUUGGGAUCUUGUGUCUGUUCUUUCUGAUGUGUGACACAAGGUUCCAAAAAGCUGCAGUUAAUUGCCAUAAGCUUGAAUGGGAAUGCCAUGUCUGUGCAUCACCAGUGAAAGGGCUUGCCUUGCCAUUGGACUGUCUCAUAAGAAAUCACCAGGCAUCCUUUGUCUAGCGAUUUCUAAGACUAGUGACUGGGGUGUUAUAUCGUGAACUUCGAGUUAAUAGUCUUUACUUUCGUGAUGAUGAUGCCACAUGAUAUUUGUGUCAAGUAUUU